This is a messenger RNA of Asterias rubens (European starfish), 1627 nucleotides long. RefSeq lists its product as uncharacterized. NCBI's taxonomy places the organism in Eukaryota, Metazoa, Echinodermata, Asteroidea, Forcipulatida, Asteriidae. The transcript has 2 exons. The coding region runs from base 377 to 1183 and encodes 268 amino acids. The record is from RefSeq and is a predicted model, not a curated record.
GUUUUUUCCAGUAUGGCAGCUCCCUUGCAAUGUGUUCAUUGUCUGCAAUCCGAUGUGAAAUACACCACAGACGCUUUCAAACCAUUUUUACCGUUUUGUGGUACACUACACAUUGGUUAUCUGUUUGGAGUAGAGGGCGCCCCGGCUCCCCAAGUCCUUCACAAUAGCUAUUCAUCUCUUUAAUUCAGGCGUGGAACUGGACCCUGGAUAAAAUAUCAGGACAAUACUAUUGUGAAGAGCAGUUGACCUGCAGACAUCAGACACGGUGUAGGAUUUUAGAGGCUUCUUGCAUAACCUGAAAUUUGGCACAUACCUUUCUCAAAUGAAAGAGUGUUAAUGUAUGCAUCCUGGUUGAACUUUUGGAACAGAAGUCAUCAUGGCUACCAAUCCAAGUAAUCAGAAGCGGAUUUUCAUCUGGCAAACUCAAAGAUCCCUGUCGACAGUGUUCACUCGAUCUCUCUCUCAAAUCCCGGACUCCUGUGCUAUCUUGGCACAUUUCUGUUCGGCUGCAAAGUUUGGCCCGGAGCGCAAGUACCUACAAGACUAUGAGUAUGAAUACGCUGGCACAGAUACCUUUGAAUCAAUGAAGGCCAUCUAUGAGCAACCUCGGCCAGGCAAGUCUGUUGUCAUCGGGAAGGAUUGCAGUCACUAUCUGGCUGAAAAAUAUGACUUCAUACCGAAAGGUUACCAGCACGUCUUCCUGAUCAGGCACCCUUUGAAGUCCAUCUCAUCUAUGGCAGCACGCAUCAAAACCCUCCCCGAGAAGCAAGUGUAUCACUUCAAGGUAAAUCAAUACAAGUAUCUGCACAACCUCCACCAAUAUCUGAAGACCACCCAUGGCAUCAAUGCUUCUGUGCUGGAUGCUGACGACCUGAUUGCACAACCUAAGGAGAUGCUACAAAAGUUCUGCAAGAUCCUAGGUCUACCGUUCAGUGACAAGCUUCUCACCUGGGACUGGACUGAUGAAAAGCCGGAUAACUGGAUGGUAAGAAACAGCCUUUGGGAAGAUCAUAAGAUCCAUGGAUGGUACGAUAACUGUCUCCAUAGUACUGGUUUCAGGAAGCCAACGGAUGCAGCAAAGACAGACAAGAAGGCUCUGGAGCCGGAGUUUGUAAAGAUGGUAGAAGAAGCUUUACCAUACUAUGAAGAGAUCAGAAAGCUGCGUAUUAAACCUGGAUUCUAAACUAAUGUCUCCUAAAGCAAACUCCACCUUGUCCAGUUCAGGGAAUAUGGUUCGGAUGUAAAGAAAAACCAAGUUUCUUACAGCUAUCCGAUAUUUUGUGGCUUUAUACUAUGUUGUUUUAUACCAUAAUACACAGUUGUAAGCUUUUGUUCGAUUUCUGUUUUUGUUCGUAUAUAUAUAGGUAUUGUGGUAUCUGAAGCCAUGUGUUAUCCUGAAACUUGCUCCCAUGGUGUUUUCUGUUUACCUUAUUUAUAUUACUCAUUUAUAAGCACUUUAUACUUUUUUAAAUAGCAUGAUAUGCAUGGAGUGCCUAAAGGGAAAUGAAUGAAUGGAAAGUUGGGGUUGGGAUGGAGAAAACUAGUGGCUGCUUAAAGCCAUCGGACACGUUCGGUAAACAGUAUUAGGCUCAAUCGGUCAUCGGAGUCGGGAGAAAAUAACGGGAAA